ACAGCUGAGACAGAGAGCAGCGUGUUGGACGGAUCAAUUUGGCUCGGGGUCCAGCCAAUCAGAGCCCACCGAGGUUGGGACCAUGCCGGUGAGACGGGGCCAUGUGGCGCCCCAGAACACUUUCCUGGACACCAUCAUCCGCAAGUUCGAAGGACAGAAUCGAAAGUUUAUCAUUGCCAAUGCACAGGUGGAGAACUGUGCCAUCAUUUUCUGUAAUGACGCUUUCUGUGGGAUGUGUGGUUACACCAGAGCUGAGAUCAUGCAGAAGUCCUGCACCUGCAGCUUCCUGUAUGGACCUCACACCAAGAGAACAGCGGUGGCCCAGAUGGCUAAAGCAUUGCUGGGAGCAGAGGAGAGGAAGGUGGAGAUUUCUCUCUACUCUAAAGAUGGAGUGUGUUUCAGCUGUGCAAUAGACGUGGUUCCUGUGAAGAAUGAAAACGGCCUGGUCAUCAUGUUCAUUCUCAACUUUAAGCUUCCCACUGAUCCCAGAGCAGCCAGCAGCUCCCCAGCCAGAGAUCUGCACAGAGCACUGCCGAUCCCCUGGCUCCCCCUGGCUGGGCGGCAGCGUCUGCGCCUCCUCCUGCGCUCCCUCAGCCCUGGGACAGGGGUCUUGUCCCAGGACACAGAGCUAGGGGCUCCUAAUGCUGACUUCCCUCUCCUUGGACACGAGUCUGUGGCCCUGGACAAACUGCUGUCCCCUCCUGAGAGACAGCAGCUGGAGGAGACAGGAGAUGGACUACUGCUGUGGGCCAAAGAGAAUGAGGAGGAAGGGAUGAGAGUGGGGCAAAGAGGAGUAGAGAGGGGCAGCUUGAUGGCAGCCAGGCGUAGGAGCGAGGGAGACAGAAAGAGAAGAGGAGGAUAUAAUUGUGGGCUGCUGGUGGAUACAAGUGCAGGAGAAGAAGGAGGGAGUGUGCCCCCAGCUCCAGCCUCAGCACCCCCAACACUGGCCCUGCCACUUGCCUCCUCAAAGGCUCCACCAAACAAGCAUCCUUCCAGCAGGUUUGAUGGCAUCCAUGGGACAUUAAAACAUUCUUCCUCAGUGGAUGCUAUCAAGAGUGGGCAGAGUUACUGGGAAAAGACGCGGCAGCAGAGACACAGCUGUAAUGCUGGUAUGGGAACCAUUAGAAAGAGCAGUGUGCCAGUUGGGACAUCAGACACUGAUUCACGCUGCCUGACCAACAGCCAGCAGAUGACCCAGAGCCUACUGGACACAAAGAUAGACGCCUUUGUGGCAUUACAUCCUGGUGAAAUCAGACCUCCCUGCAAACUGAUCGACAGAACACACCAUGUCACUGAGAAAGUCACCCAGGUGCUGUCUCUUGGUGACGAUGUGUUACCAGAGUAUAAACUGCAGACUCCUAGGAUCCAAAAGUGGACCAUCCUUCACUACAGUCCAUUCAAAGCUGUGUGGGACUGGGUCAUUUUGCUCUUAGUCAUUUAUACGGCCAUAUUCACUCCUUAUUCUGCUACAUUUCUACUCAGUGACCAGGAGGAAGCAGCCAUGCAGACUUGUGGUUACUCCUGUUCACCCCUUAAUGUUGUGGAUCUUAUAGUGGACAUCAUGUUCAUUGUUGACAUCAUCAUCAACUUCAGGACCACAUAUGUCAACUCCAAUGAUGAGGUGGUGAGCAUGUCUUCUCGGAUUGCUGUCCACUACUUCAAAGGGUGGUUCCUCAUUGACAUGGUGGCAGCCAUUCCCUUUGACCUCCUCAUCUACCGCUCAGGAGAGGAGGUGGUUAGGGCAGGUGGCGAGGGAGAGACCACCACACUGAUUGGCUUACUGAAGACAGCUCGGUUACUGCGAUUGGUUCGUGUAGCCAGGAAGUUGGACCGUUACUCAGAGUAUGGUGCAGCAGUGCUCUUCCUCCUCAUGUGCACCUUUGCCCUCAUCGCCCACUGGCUGGCCUGCAUCUGGUAUGCCAUAGGUAAUGUAGAGCGGUCGACCUCAGCUGGGAUCGGCUGGUUGGACAAUCUGGGUGAACAGCUGGGGAGGCCGUACAAUGACUCCAUCAUCGGGUCGGGUCCUUCCAUUAGAGAUAAAUAUGUCACAGCUCUGUACUUCACCUUCAGCAGUCUGACCAGUGUAGGCUUCGGGAACGUCUCCCCGAACACCAACUCUGAGAAGAUCUUUUCCAUCUGCGUCAUGCUUAUUGGCGCUUUGAUGUAUGCCAGUAUUUUUGGUAAUGUGUCAGCCAUUAUCCAGCGGCUGUACUCUGGUACGGCUCGCUACCAUGCCCAGAUGAUGAGAGUUCGAGAGUUCAUCCGCUUCCACCAGAUCCCCAACCCUUUGAAACAGCGGCUGGAAGAGUACUUCCAACACGCAUGGUCAUACACUAAUGGGAUAGACAUGAACGCUGUUUUAAAAGGUUUCCCAGAGUGUCUCCAGGCAGAUAUUUGUCUCCACCUAAACAGGUCACUGCUGCAAAACUUUAAGGCUUUUAAAGGAUCCACUAAGGGCUGUCUGAGGGCGCUAGCUAUGAGGUGUAAGACCACCCACGCUCCUCCUGGUGACACCCUAGUGCAUGCUGGAGACUUGAUAUCAGCUCUGUACUUCAUCUCCAGAGGAUCCAUUGAGAUCCUCAAAGGAGACGUGGUGGUAGCUAUACUGGGGAAGAAUGAUAUCUUCGGAGAGCCCAUCAAUCAGUACGCUCCGCCAGGACAAUCCAGAGCUGAUGUCAGAGCUCUGACCUACUGUGAUCUGCACAAGAUACACAGAGAGGAUAUGCUGGAGGUUCUGGGCAUGUAUCCUGAAUUUUGUGAAUAUUUCUGGUCCAACUUGGAAAUCACCUUCAAUCUCAGAGAUGUGAAUAAUGAAGCUGUGGGUUUUCUGGGUAAAGAAGACUCUGAUGUUGAGGGAUUAAGCAGACCACAAAGAAAACACAAACUCUCUUCAGCUGCAGGUGACACCAUGUCAGCGGGGAGACAGAGUGCUGCCUACACAUGUGGAAAUAGACAGCAGCAGCGUGCCGGAGACGAUCAUCAACGUACACUUGAUGAUGAAGAAGAGGAUUCAGAGGGGACCUCCAUGAUUGAUGCUAGUGCCACAAACAAUGCAACAUGCCCCGACACAGAUAGGAGAGAGAAGACCUGGAAGCCUUUCACAGGAGCGUCCAACAUCUUUACGUUUUGGGGCUUAGAGAGUCCCGAGGAGGUGUCUCCCACCCAGCAGCUCUUUGACCUGCCCUCCUCCCCCCACUGUCCUCCUCCUCAACCCGUCAUCUGUGGGAGGCAGAAGGUGGAUUUAGAGAAGAGGCUGGAGGCACUGCAGCAGCAGAUAACCAGGUUGGAGUGUCGUAUGUUAGCAGACGUGGGGACCAUCAUGCAGCUGCUGCAGAGGCAGAUGAUCCCACCUUCCUACAGCACCCUGACAUCACCCCCUAACUUACCUUCCUCCCCCCUCCUGUCCCCCACUGCCCCCCCGACAGACCAAGAACAAGUCCUUCGACAUCUUCCAGAAUCCACUGUCCUCCAUCUUACUGCCUCACCCCCUCUCAUCCAUGCCUCACCCUCUCACACUUCAUAUCAGUCACUGCUUUCUUCCCCCAAACCCCCUCAGAACAGCUCCACCUCUCCACCCCUUCUUCAAACCUCCAGCCAGUCUUCGUCCUCUGUUCAUCCUCAGACUGGAAGCCUGAGUCUAAAUCCAGCACCCAGCGAGGCCUGAUCAACCAGUCCUUUCUGUCAGGACCCCGAGCUUAGCCUCUGUCUCACAGGACCAGCCCGUCUGUGGACAGACAGUACCUGUCCUCCCACCAUCGGUUUGUCAUAGCUUCACCAAUCAACCAAUCAGAAGAGGGCCUCGCACCUGCUCAACCCAACACAGAAGCAGCAUCUAGCCAAUCAGAGUAGCACGGGAGCCCGCUGUGCCUGUCAUUUGACAGUGGUGUCACCACACUGCAGAGUCUGCUCUGAACUGUGUGAACAUGCUUCUGCAGAAUGAUUUACUUUGUCAUCUGUCAACACAUACAGUGGGGAGAACAAGUAUUUGAAA
Perca fluviatilis (European perch) is the source of this 3991-nucleotide messenger RNA. RefSeq names its product potassium voltage-gated channel subfamily H member 6-like. Gene Ontology annotation, cellular component: membrane. The coding region runs from base 83 to 3664 and encodes 1193 amino acids. Gene Ontology annotation, biological process: regulation of ventricular cardiac muscle cell membrane repolarization; regulation of heart rate by cardiac conduction; potassium ion transmembrane transport. Gene Ontology annotation, molecular function: inward rectifier potassium channel activity. Lineage: Eukaryota; Metazoa; Chordata; Actinopteri; Perciformes; Percidae. The transcript has 23 exons. The record is from RefSeq and is a predicted model, not a curated record.